GCCCCUCUGACUGCCGAUUUUUGUUUUUUAAAGCCUGAACUUGAAGUACACUCGUGCUGCAGUCAUACAGAUGGGUGUAAUACAUCAUUGAUGCAGAAUCGCAGAGGCCUGCAGAGGAUCAGAAUGAUGUAAUCUGUGUUUGUGCCCGUUAGCUGAAGAAUGAGGAUGAGGAUGAUGAUGAUGAUGUUUGCUGCUGGUGCUUUUAGCAUGUAACGUUAUGCUAAUAUUAGCUCACCUCCUUCAGUUUUUGUGUGUGUGAACAGAUGACGUAGCAGCCCACAGCUGUCCUCUUCACGUCCGUCUCUUUUAGAGCAGGACAGUCGUAUCUCUGAGGGAUUAUUCGGACACAUCUGAGAGAUAAGUGCAGCCUGUGUGAUCUGUGCUGUGUUGAAGAUGAGCGUCUGUGAGGAGCAGGAGGAGCUUCACAUGAACAGCUGUCUGUGGUGAACAUGUCCGUGCACGAGGACUCAGAUCACCCGCGCUUCUUUGUGGGAGCGGAGGACGGCGAGGGAGACGAGCUGCUGGAUCCGGGCAGAGUGCUCGCAUAUGACUGCUUUUACGAAAACGUGGAAGAGGAGGAUGAUGCAGAAUAUGAUUCGCCUCCUGAGAGACAGAUCGUGGUGGGCAUCUGUGCCAUGUCUAAGAAGUCAAAGUCCAAACCUAUGAAGGAGAUCCUGGAGAGACUGUGUCUGUUCAAAUACAUCACUGUGGUCACGUUUGAAGAGGAAGUGGUGCUGAAUGAGCCGGUGGAAAACUGGCCGCUCUGUGACUGCCUCAUCUCUUUUCAUUCCAGAGGAUUCCCCCUUGAUAAAGCCGUGGCUUACAAGAAGCUGAGGAACCCGUUUGUCAUCAAUGAUCUAGAUCUUCAGUAUUUUAUUCAGGACAGGAGAGAGGUGUAUCAUAUACUGAAGGCUGAGGGAAUACAGCUGCCCCGCUUUGCAGUUCUGAACAGAGAUCCUGCCAGACCAGAAGAAUGUAAUCUGGUGGAGGGAGAGGACCAUGUGGAGGUGAAUGGAGAGAUCUUCCAGAAGCCUUUCGUGGAGAAGCCAGUGAGUGCUGAAGACCACAAUGUCUACAUCUACUACCCCACAUCUGCAGGAGGAGGCAGUCAGCGGCUCUUCCGCAAGAUUGGCAGCAGGAGUAGCGUGUAUUCUCCGGAGAGUAACGUCAGGAAGACUGGAUCCUACAUCUAUGAGGAGUUCAUGCCCACGGAUGGAACGGAUGUGAAGGUGUAUACUGUAGGUCCUGACUAUGCCCACGCAGAGGCCCGUAAAUCUCCAGCUCUGGAUGGGAAGGUGGAACGAGACAGUGAGGGAAAAGAGGUCCGUUACCCAGUCAUCCUCAAUGCCAGAGAGAAACUCAUCGCAUGGAAAGUCUGUUCGGCUUUCAAGCAAACGGUGUGUGGGUUCGAUCUGCUCCGUGCUAAUGGCCAGUCAUACGUCUGUGACGUCAACGGCUUCAGCUUCGUCAAGAACUCCAUGAAAUACUACGAUGACUGUGCAAAGAUCCUGGGGAAUAUCAUCAUGAGAGAGCUGGCUCCACAGUUUCAGAUCCCGUGGUCUAUUCCUUUAGAAGCAGAGGACAUUCCCAUAGUUCCCACAACCUCUGGGACCAUGAUGGAGUUGAGGUGUGUGAUUGCUGUGAUUCGACACGGUGACAGAACUCCCAAACAGAAGAUGAAAAUGGAGGUUCGACAUCAGCGGUUUUUUGACCUCUUUGAAAAAUGUGAAGGUUACAAAAGUGGAAAACUGAAAUUGAAAAAACCAAAACAACUCCAAGAAGUGUUGGACAUUGCCAGGCAGCUGUUGGUAGAACUGGGCCAAAAUAAUGAUUCAGAAAUUGAAGAGAGCAAAGCCAAGCUUGAACAGCUGAAAACUGUCCUUGAAAUGUAAGUGGGUCCAGUAAGUUUAUUAAUAGGAGUCAAGCAGUAAAGAUGUUUAGGCACCUAGUUAUUGUAUUAAUAGUCUUCUGCCAUUGAAUCUGAUUUCGUAGUCUAUUCCUUGAGAGAAUGAAAUGCAUGCAGAAAAGGGUGGGUAAAUGAUG
Molecule: messenger RNA, 2043 nt
Organism: Carassius auratus (goldfish)
Lineage: Eukaryota; Metazoa; Chordata; Actinopteri; Cypriniformes; Cyprinidae
Product: inositol hexakisphosphate and diphosphoinositol-pentakisphosphate kinase 2-like
Exons: 14
Coding region: 450-1892 (480 amino acids)
Biological process (GO): inositol metabolic process; inositol phosphate biosynthetic process
Cellular component (GO): cytosol
Molecular function (GO): inositol hexakisphosphate kinase activity; 5-diphosphoinositol pentakisphosphate 1-kinase activity
Source: RefSeq, a predicted model, not a curated record